Molecule: messenger RNA, 705 nt
Organism: Gongylonema pulchrum
Lineage: Eukaryota; Metazoa; Nematoda; Chromadorea; Rhabditida; Gongylonematidae
Source: the annotation of a GenBank genome assembly
CAUCACAAAGGUUUUGCAUUUUUGGAAUAUGAGAUUCCGGAAGCGGCGCUGCUGGCACAGGAAUCCAUGAAUGGUGUACUGAUGGGCGGCCGUAAUCUCAAGGUUAAUGUUCUAGUCACUGUGGUUAAAAUUCCCUUUUUCGUUACGGGACCUUUGGUUACAGCUGGCAAUUGUCACGUGUACGUCGCAUCGGUUCAUCCCGAUCUCUCGGAAUCCGAUCUCAAAAGUGUAUUCGAAGCAUUCGGUGAAGUAACAAAAUGUCAGCUUGCACGAGCUACUGGCCCAAAUGCUGGCAGUGGACACAGGGGUUUUGGAUAUUUGGAGUUCAGUAAUGCGCAGUCGGCGGCCGAAGCCAUUGCUGGCAUGAACAUGUUCGACUUGGGCGGGCAAUUUUUGCGUGUCGGCAAAUGUAUCACUCCGCCGGACGCACUAACAUACAUUGUUCCCACUUCGACAGUCAAUCUGCCCACUGCUGCUGCUGUUGCGGCUGCUGAAGUUACUGCUAAGAUUCAAGCGGAAGAAAUGACGGCCAAGAAAUCGCCGAUUACGUCGAUAGUCACCGGCAAAUCAUCGCCAUCUGUAAGCCCUUCGAUUUUUUUUAAUAAUUUCAAGGGAAUAACUGUUCUCGAGAAAACAGCAGCUAGUCGAGAAACAUGCAUUAAUUGUAGAAAUACCAACACAAUUAGGAAAACUGGAAAAAAUUAG